AUGAACUGGAAAAGGAGUGGCACCAGCAAGAAACAUCAGAACAUGGACGAACUGCAAAGACGAGAUGGUCUCUCUAAUGGAAUAACUGCUCAAGUCACUGGUGGAAUCAGAGGCAUUGGAUAUGCCAUAGUAGAGGAAUUGGCAGGGUUUGGUGCUGCGGUAUAUACGUGCUCUAGGAAUGAAAAGGAGCUAGCAGUAGAACAAUGCAAUAACGGUGAGCAAGCCGUACAAAUAUGCGACUUAUUAUCAAGGGCUCAAAGGGAGGAGUUGAUGAAGGGUGUCUCUUCUAUCUUCCAUGGCAAGCUCAACAUCCUUGCUUUACCCUUCAAUAACUCACUUAAUGCCUUGGGUGAACAAUGCUGCAUCAACUCUACUCAAAUGUGCUCACAAACCCCAACCGAAGACUACUCAAGUAUAGUGAGGACAAACCUGAGCCCCCCUACUACUUGUUCCAACUUGCAGAUCCCCUCCUCAAAGCAUCAGAAGCAGGAAGCAUGUCUUCAUCUCUUCCCAUUGCUGCAUUCCAAGUCCAAAUACUACAGUAGUUUGUUCCCGCACUCGAAUCAAGAAUCUUACAACUUUUCUAUAACGUCAGGUGCCAUCAAUCAACGGACAAGGAACUUGGCUUGUGAAUGGGCGAAGGACCAUAUCCGAGUAAACACUGUUGCCCCAGGUUCCGUGAAGACCACCAUCACCAAAACCUGUACUAUGGACAUUGAACCUUCCAUCAUCAAUGCAUUAAAGCAAAUGGCAGAUUGGGUUCCUCUCUGUUCCAUAGCAGAGCCUAAUGAGAUUUCACCACUGGCAGCAUUUCUUUGCCUUCCUGCAGCGUCAUACAUUACAGGGCAAGUCAUCUGCGUGGAUGGUGCAUACACGGCAGGCGGGCUUCAAGUAAACCACCGAGUCCCACCCGAGGUGAUUAUAGGAAUCAUUUAUUUACUUGAUGCUGAGAUGGGUCUAUUUUAG
Messenger RNA from Thlaspi arvense, 966 nucleotides. The record is from the annotation of a GenBank genome assembly. Lineage: Eukaryota; Viridiplantae; Streptophyta; Magnoliopsida; Brassicales; Brassicaceae.